AUGACAUUUACAUCUAAGUGCGCAUGUGAUGAUGGCUGUGUUACUCCUACUACCUCCCCGGUUGAUCCAACAAACCCCUCUGAUCCAAACGUGAAGCCCAAACAUAAAAGACUUAGUAAAGGCCGUAUUAUAUUGAUAAUGUAUGUAAUGAAACCUUAAAAUAUACCCGUGUAUGUUGCUCUGGGGAUUCUGUACAAAUUGAUUUAAUAGCUCAAUAUUUGGCAAUAAUUUGAUGAGGCUAAGUAUAAUAUGGAGAACUCAGUAUUUUUCAUUUAAAAAGUUGUCUUUUGUAAACCUUUGAAUCAUAAGGGGUUAAUAAGCUUAGAAAAACAUCUUUCAAUAUAAUGAGUCACGUGCCAUUUUUGUUCGCUUACGGUCUAUUUUCAAUUCGAAGACACGAAGUUUUACUCGUGCAUUUGACAUCACGAUACCAUGCAACAUCCAUUUUUCAAACCUUACUAUUCACCAAGCAACAAUGGUUAUCUUCCAAUACCCCAUAAAGCCGCUAUUUGUAUGUGCAAUACAGUGAUUCUCAUUGACCCAUAUCUACUAAAUGAACAGAGAACAAAAAUGCUCUGUCGGUCGGAGGUAAAAUGCUUUUCUUUAGCAAGCUAAGGCGCCAAAGAUCAAAGGUCAGAGGGCUCUUAAAGGGGCUAUAUCACAUUAUUGUUGCGUAGUCCCUAGGCCUCAUUUUUCCUCGCGGCCAAAACGUUUCGGGUCACGUGGUCCAUGCGAAAAUGUAAGGCCUAGACAAAAUCCUCAAAAGUGAGACAAAAGUGAGACAGCUCAAUGGCGAUGGUAAACAAGACCAGUGUUUAGAAUUUCAAAGGUUAAAAUACAUCGCUAAAACACACAGAUGGGAAACCAAUCUUCAAAAGAGUCCUUAGUUUUCUUCAACUUGACAAAGGAAGGCUUUUCCGGCUUUAUAAAAUUGUCCUUCGAGGAAUUUAAAAUACAUGGAAUUUUUAUCACGGCCGAUCAGAGCGCUUUGCUUGUUUUGAAACGCCACCAAGCAGCGAAGUUUUUGAAGAAUUUUCAGGUACAUUUUGUACUCUAUAGUCAAGAAAAUUACGCAUUUGUGAAUAUUUUAUCUUUAACGUUUUAUACAUUUUGCGAUCAGCUUGAGCGCCCUAAUUUUUGCCAUGUGCUCAGCCGAUUUUACUUGCGUGAACGGAUUCACGAGCCAAAUUUGUUUACUAUUUUGUUUCACGCGAAUUGCUUUUAAGGAUUAAUUUAUGGGCCUUUGAAUAAAAAUUUUCGAGAAAUAAUUUCUCUGUCUAUUGUUGUGUGUUCUUUCAUUGAUUAACAUUUGCUCAAAACACGAUCCUGAGACAACGCAUGCAAGUUGAAUUUAAUGCUUCUCACAUUUAUAAUACACGCAUCACUUCUGUUGACGUCGGCGAAUUUUAUAGGAUUUUUACUUUUAGAUUCAGUUUCUGGGCACUUUUUGAUACGCAGCUAAUGAAUUUUAUUUGAAAGUAUGGUUUUUCUAAUUAUUCAAGAUUUGAGGUCUAAGUUUACAACACACGGGUCGAUAUUGUGUUUACUUUGAAAAUUCGCGAGCGGCAAACUCCGAUAGCUCACUUGGAAUGAUGAGAUUGCAGGAGCAGUAUAAAUCUUCAUAGGACUUUGAAAACAUUCUGAUGACUUUUCAAAGCCGGUCGGCAAAAGUCGAUCCUACAAAUAUCCACAAGAGUGGUUAAUAACCAAAAUCUCCUGCUGCCUGCUUGUUGCUGCUCACGACAUUAACGUCAUCUUUGAAUUUCAAAAGAUAACGCACGCAUGCGCAUUCUGUUUUUGUCUAGGCGUUUCUCGCCCGUUCGCCUCGGAUACGUCACCGAAACGAUCAAUUAACUUGUUUUUGCAUUCAAGCUCCUUUCGUUCGUCUGUUGUAAGGGAUGACAACUUUUCAAAGUUAGCCCAACUUUUUCUCAAGUCUUAAUUCUAUACCUGCAAAUAUCAUCAAAAUAAUAAUGGUUCUUGCUCCCUGAUGAAAUUUGUUCAAUAUAUAUCUUUUUCAUAACUCUACAGCAACGUUUUUUUUUUUAACGUAAAAGCACUAAGUAAUGACUUGUGCACAGAAUUGACCUAAAACAGUAAUAUCCUCGUGACACAGUCCCUUUCAAGGCUAGUUGUUAUCAUUCGACCUUUGUUUACACUUGAUCACUUAUAUAAAUAUUUAAGUUAUGUUCUCAUCUGCUUUCAGAUUUUUUGUUUUGGCUUUUGCUUACCUAAUUGGUGGAAUUCUCAUUAAAAAGUUUAAAAUGGGAGCAGAAGGCUUAACAGAGAUGGUACCCAAUUAUGAGUUUUGGGCGGAUAUUCUAUCUUUAAUUAAGGUGAGAAGUGAAGUGAAGUCUAAGAAAUUUCUUAAAGUUAUACGUCUAAAACAAGUAUCGGAUAUAGUGAAGACAAAGCCUUAAGGCUUGUCAUGACUAACGACGGAGUCUAGUGAAAACUCUGUUGGUUGCGAUCUAUCUAGUGAAAACUAGGUUGUCAGAGUAGCAAGGAGAAGCGGAAGAACUAAACAAUCACAAAGCAUGGAACUAGCCCAGUGAUUAGUUGAUCCUUUCGCUUCUGCUUCCGACAAUCUGGUUCUCACUAGAUCGUAAACGAUGGAGUCGUAAAAUGGAAAUGUUCUGAUUCUUCCAACCCGUCGCGCUCGGAUUUUUUAGUAUCAGAAGGUCAUAAGUGCCACACCGCUUACGAUUCCAACUCUGAUUCCGUUGCUAGUGAAAACCAGCCUAGCAGAUAGCUCUUACGCAGGCGGGAAA
Messenger RNA from Porites evermanni, 2771 nucleotides. Lineage: Eukaryota; Metazoa; Cnidaria; Anthozoa; Scleractinia; Poritidae. The record is from the annotation of a GenBank genome assembly.